Osmia lignaria (orchard mason bee) is the source of this 1511-nucleotide messenger RNA. RefSeq names its product dnaJ homolog subfamily C member 1. The record is from RefSeq and is a predicted model, not a curated record. Gene Ontology annotation, cellular component: endomembrane system. Lineage: Eukaryota; Metazoa; Arthropoda; Insecta; Hymenoptera; Megachilidae.
CAUAUAUAGUGAAUAAAAAAAAAAGGAAGGAAAAUGAGAGUGUCAUUAUUAUUAAUCUUUCGACUUUUAUAUUUUUUCAAUGUAUAUCAAUUUACUAACGCUUGGGAUAACGAGGAGUUAGAAGUAUUCGAUGUCGUCGAAGAAGUUAAUCAAAAUUUUUACGAAGUCCUUGGUGUACCACAGGCAGCAAAUGCCUCGGAGAUCAAGAAAGCUUUCAGAAGGUUGUCGUUACAAUUGCAUCCUGAUAAAAAUCCUGCAGAGGAUGCUGAGCAACAAUUUAGAAAACUAGUUGCUGUGUACGAUGUGUUGAAAGAUCCUGGCAAACGUCAAAAAUAUGACAAUGUCCUUGUUAACGGAUUGCCAAAUUGGCGAUCAGCUGUAUAUUACUACCGACAUGUACGAAAAAUGGGACUUUUAGAAUUAAGUAUAAUUUUAUUUUUAAUCAUCACAGUCGGACAAUAUGUGGUAGCGUGGGGAGCAUACUUUGAGAAAAGAUAUACAUACGAACAAGUUUUAGGUAGCAAACUUCAGAAAAUGCAGAAGAAGAAUAAGAAAGGUAAAAUGGAUGUGCCAGAUUUGGCAGAUAUUUUGGAGAAAAUACCAACGCCAACCAUAUGGAACACUCUACCAUUUCAAUUUCCAAGGUGGAUAAUAGCGUUCACGUUAUCCAUACCGGAUGUGGUACGCGUGAUGUAUAGCUUAUUGGAGGAAAGAAAACGUAGAAAGAAACUGGAAGAAGAAGAGGCAACAGCCCAAGAGACUGAACAGUUACCACCUGAGCCCACGUCUCGAGCAAGAAGACGCAGAGCUGCUUUUACCCCUCAAGAAAGAAGCGGCAAUAAUAUCAAAGAAGCAUCGAGGAAAGACCAAACGAGCCACGUUUAUCAGAAGCCUGCGUUGUUCGGUGGUUUGUGGACCGACGAUGAUAUAUUAGAGUUAAUCAAACUGGUGAAAAAAUAUCCUAGCGGUACGCCAGAAAGGUGGGAUAAAAUUGCAGAUGCAAUGAAUCGUACGGUUGCCGAAGUGACUCACAUGGCGAAAAAGAUAAAAGAUGAAGGGUUGAAGCCUGGCGCAUCUACAGAGGAAGUCGUAAUAGAAGAGCGUCCGAGGAAAACGAAAACGCGCGCUGAAAGCGUGGAUAACGUAAGUGACUGGAGUCAAGAACAGCAAAGAGCGCUCGAAGCAGCGCUCAUAAAAUAUCCGAAAGGCAUGUCCGUUGAUAGAUGGGAAAAAAUUGCAAACUGUGUCGAGGGAAAGACAAAGGACGAGUGCCAAGCAAGGUAUAGACAAUUGGUGGAAUUAAUAAAAAAGAAGCAAGAAACUCAAUAGCCUGCCAUGUACAAGAUUGUUCCUUCAACAAAAAAUGUGUAGUCCAUACAAACAAGUCCAAAAGAAUGUAUUCAAUCAUCUAAAGAUACAUAUUUCACGGCUGUUGUACAUUUAUAAUAUGGAUGAAUUACAGAGAAAGAUUCUCUUAACAGAGGGAGGAAGAACGAUAAAAAAAAAAAGAA